This is a messenger RNA of Aethina tumida (small hive beetle), 1048 nucleotides long. RefSeq names its product dehydrodolichyl diphosphate synthase complex subunit DHDDS (gene Dhdds). Bases 135 to 1004 code for a protein of 289 amino acids. Gene Ontology annotation, biological process: polyprenol biosynthetic process. Gene Ontology annotation, cellular component: dehydrodolichyl diphosphate synthase complex; endoplasmic reticulum. The transcript has 2 exons. Gene Ontology annotation, molecular function: ditrans,polycis-polyprenyl diphosphate synthase [(2E,6E)-farnesyl diphosphate specific] activity. The record is from RefSeq and is a predicted model, not a curated record. Lineage: Eukaryota; Metazoa; Arthropoda; Insecta; Coleoptera; Nitidulidae.
GUUAAAUCCAUUUCAAUAUUAUUUAGAUCAUAAAUUUAAUAAUAAAUAAACGAAGUGGUUUAUGUAUUAAAGAAGAAGGUUAGGAAUAUGUCAAAUGUGUUUACAUUUCAUCAUGUUUUAUUGAAAAAAUCAUAAUGUCUUGGCUAGUGGAUUCUUCUCUAACGUUUUUCCAGAAAUUCUGGAUGAAUGUACUGAAAUGCGGCCCUAUUCCAAGGCAUAUCGCCUUCAUUAUGGAUGGAAAUCGACGUUUUGCGACGAAAACUCACGUACAAAAAUCAGAGGGUCACUCCAAAGGCUUUGAGAAGUUGGCAGAGUGUUUGCAAUGGUGUUUGGAAUUAGGGGUUAAAGAAGUAACAGUUUAUGCAUUCAGUAUAGAAAAUUUUAAGAGAAGCAAAGAAGAGGUUGAUACAUUAAUGAAACUGGCAAGGGAGAAAUUCAAAGUGUUGUUUGAGGAGAAAGAGAAAUUGAUGAAAAAUGAUGUUUGUAUUAGAGUUAUAGGAAAUUUGGAUCUGCUUCCAGAUGAUAUUAAAAAAAGUAUUGCAAAAUCCAUGCUUUUGACCAAAGAUAACCAGAAAUCAAUUCUGAAUGUUGGUUUUGCUUACACUUCCACAGAUGAAAUUUGCCACAGCAUAAAAACGGUCGUUGAAGGCGUCAAAUCCAACCACAUAUUGAUUGAAGACAUCAAUGAAGAUCUACUUUCACAAUGCAUGUAUACAAACCUAAGUCCAAAUCCUGAUAUUCUAAUUAGAACUUCUGGUGAAGUAAGAUUAAGUGAUUUUCUACUAUGGCAAUGUUCCAAUUCACAGUUGUACUUUGCUGAAGUAUUAUGGCCUGAGUUCAACGUCUGGGAUUUGAUGGCUUGUGUUUUCAAAUAUCAGAGAGAUUGUGGGUUCAAAAACAAGCACAAGAAGGAAAUUAAUUGCAACAGCGACAGGGUUCAAAGAUUUGUUGAUCAUGUCAACAAUAAGAGAAUCGCCCAACUGGAAGUUUAUGCUCAGGCAUGAUUCAUAUGUUACUAUAAUUUGAAUAAAUUAAUUUCAUUGUUUAA